CUCACUAUAACAACUCACUGAGUGGGGUAUCUUCCAUGGCAGAGCAGCAGCAGCUAAUGCUAGUAGUCUCCUCCUUGUUCAUAGCCAUCAUUGGCAGUACAUUAGUCUCAUCGGCGGAGGGUAACUGGUGCGUGGCCAGAAGUGAUGCUAGCUACCAGGCCCUGCAGACGGCGUUGGACUAUGCUUGUUGGUCCGGGGCCGACUGCACUCCGAUUCAGCCCAAUGGGCUCUGCUAUCUUCCCAACACCAUCCAGGCCCACGCCUCUUAUGCCUUCAACAGCUUCUUCCAGAGAAAGGCCAUGGCUGCUGGCUCCUGUGACUUCUCUGGCACUGCCACUGUGGCCAAAACUGACCCCAGUCAGUCCUCUUCCUCUCUCUCUCUCUAUUUCGUUAUGGAUCUUGUGUAUACCCAUCUUCAGCAAGGUAGGCCUCUGUUCUUCACCACCCUCUCUUCAUUUCUUACGGCGGGAGGGAUCGCUGCGCCGUCAACAUCAACUACGGCUGCAAACAACCCAAAUGUCCUAACACCACCAGGAACUACUACUCCAAUGUAUGGCGGCGGCACUGCCGGAGGUUUCAAUCCCGGAAUGACCCCUCCAUUGCCCCCUGACAAUUCUAAAGCUCAUACAGCGGCAUUCAUUGCCAAACCAUUCUUGAUGCCCAUUUCAUUUUUAGUUUUCCUACUUCUCUCAUUUUACUGA
Molecule: messenger RNA, 701 nt
Organism: Tripterygium wilfordii
Lineage: Eukaryota; Viridiplantae; Streptophyta; Magnoliopsida; Celastrales; Celastraceae
Product: PLASMODESMATA CALLOSE-BINDING PROTEIN 3-like
Exons: 3
Coding region: 36-701 (221 amino acids)
Source: RefSeq, a predicted model, not a curated record